This is a messenger RNA of Mercurialis annua (annual mercury), 2182 nucleotides long. RefSeq lists its product as uncharacterized. Gene Ontology annotation, cellular component: nucleus. Lineage: Eukaryota; Viridiplantae; Streptophyta; Magnoliopsida; Malpighiales; Euphorbiaceae. The transcript is spliced from 2 exons. Bases 318 to 1961 code for a protein of 547 amino acids. The record is from RefSeq and is a predicted model, not a curated record. Gene Ontology annotation, molecular function: pseudouridine synthase activity; RNA binding. Gene Ontology annotation, biological process: tRNA pseudouridine synthesis; mRNA pseudouridine synthesis.
CCAGCUGGACACAUCAACUGUUUUUGCAACAUGGAAGUAUGUCAAACGUGGCAUGCCAACUGGACAACUGUAAACUUCCCGGUGCUACAUCCUCAAAAAUCAACGAAACUGACCUUUCCAUGUGAUCCAACGGCUGAAGUGCUGUCCUUUUAAGUCGUUAACCAAUAACUCAUUGUAUUAUUCUAAUGCUGGCCGCAUAGGAACAGUUUUGAGAAGUGGAGAAGUUUUUUAAGAUUAAAAUUUCUAGGGUUUUAACAGGGGAUAGACAACCUGAGAACACAUCAAUGGAAAAACUCAAUCUUUUAUAAUCAUUGAAAAUGGAUAAUCCAGAUCCAAAAACCACCACAUCUCCACCACCUCAAGAAGAACCAGACCUUAAAAAGCCUAAAAUGUCCACCACAACCUCCGACGAUGAAGAAAUCUCAACGGCAGCCGCUUGCGACGACACCACGACGAGAAAACAGAGAUAUAAACGACGCAAAAUCGCUAUAUUCUUUGCUUACUGCGGCGUAGGCUACCAAGGCAUGCAAAAAAAUCCAGGCGCUAAAACUAUCGAAGGUGAACUCGAAGAAGCCCUUUUUCACAGCGGCGCUGUUCCUGAACAGGACCGCGGCUGCCCCAAGCGCUACGAUUGGGCUCGAUCAUCUCGGACUGAUAAAGGUGUGAGCGCCGUAGGUCAGGUGGUCUCAGGCCGGUUCUACAUCGAUCCGCCAGGACUCGUUGAUCGAUUGAAUUCGAUUCUUCCAUCUCAGUUUAGGAUCUUUGGGUUUAAGCGAGUGACGGGAUCAUUCAGUGCCAAGAAGUUCGUUGAUCGUAGAAGGUAUGUGUAUUUAAUUCCUGUUUUUGCUCUUAAUCCGUCGUCGCAUCGUGAUAGGGAGAGUGUAUUGGCUAGCUUAGGGUCUGGUAAUGAGCUUGUCAAGUGUUUGGAAUGUUCAGAGAGAGGGAGGAAAGUAUUUGGUGCUAUGGGUAAAUGUAGUUUUGAAACGAAAUCUGUGGUUUCUCAAACAGACAUUUUAUUUAAUGAUGGAGAAGUAAUUACAAACUCUGAAUUAAAAGUAGAUACUACUAGAGUUCCUUUGGAAAAUGAGGUUGAUGCCUCACUGAAAGAAGGUUCUGAAUCAAACUCUGUAAUGCCGCAGACAGGCUGCAAACCCGAUAGUAGCGAGGACAUUAUGGUGUCUGAGGACAAUAUUAAUGGUGGGAACAAAGAAUCGGAAACUAUUGAGAAAGAUUCGGAGAUUAAUGGACAAGAGCAGGAAGUGAAAGCAAGUGAGUUUUGCUAUGGAGAGGAUGAGAAAGAGAGGUUCAAUAGAAUAUUGGGGUAUUAUGUUGGAAGUCACAAUUUCCAUAACUUUACCACCAGAAUUAAGGCCGAAGACCCCUCUGCGCAACGCUACAUUAUCUCCUUUGAGGCAAAUACAACUGUUACUGUUGAAGGCAUGGAGUUUGUCAAGUGUGAGGUUAUAGGCCAGAGUUUCAUGCUUCAUCAGAUACGAAAAAUGAUUGGUCUUGCUGUGGCAAUCGCGAGGAACUGCGCUCCUGAAUCAUUGAUAUCAACUGCUCUACAAAAGGAUGUAAACAUCACUGUGCCUACAGCUCCCGAGGUUGGAUUGUACUUAGAUGAGUGCCUCUUUACAUCAUAUAAUCAAAAAUGGAAGGACACCCAUGAGGAAGUUUCUAUGAAAGAUUAUGCGGAAACAGCGGAGGAUUUCAAAAUGAAGUAUAUAUACUCUCACAUUGCUUCAACUGAACACAAGGAAGGAGUUGUAGGAUUAUGGUUACAUUCUCUUAACCACCGAAACUAUCCUGAUCUACGGUUCGGCAGCAUAGUGGACACUAACGGCGAGAAAACUGCUGGGGUGGAGAAUGGUGGAUUUGCUAAUGGUGAGAAAAGUAUUGAGGUGCAAAAUAAUGGAGAUGCUAAUGGUGAUAAAAGAGCUGACAUAGAGAGCGUGGUGUAAGAAAUUGAAAAUCAUAAUGGCAGUUCUUUCAGCUGAUUGUUGCCUGUGAAAAGAUUUUCCUCUUAGCAGCAGCUUAUGUGCAAUUGGAUAAUUUAUCAUCUAUCAUUUUUAACCUUACUAUUCUGUAGUUCCAAGUUAGUUUUAGUAAUUUUUGCUGCUUGAUAUACAAAUUGUAUUUGGAUGUCAACUUAUAAAGGAGUAGAAAAAUUAUUUGUUAGUAA